This is a messenger RNA of Onthophagus taurus, 1806 nucleotides long. Its product is annotated as trypsin-4-like. Gene Ontology annotation, biological process: proteolysis. Gene Ontology annotation, molecular function: serine-type endopeptidase activity. The record is from RefSeq and is a predicted model, not a curated record. Lineage: Eukaryota; Metazoa; Arthropoda; Insecta; Coleoptera; Scarabaeidae.
CUCGGUAUCGCGCCGUUGGAAACGUCGAAUCGAUAAGUUAUGAUGUCGGAACGAUUUCCUGUCGAUGGCGUGCCUUCAUACCUUGACGGGUCAAUUUUAAAGGAAACGAGGCUGGAAGCGUCGCAGCAGGUAUUAAAGUUUGAAAAUGCUGAAACUCCAAAUCCUACCGGUUCGGACUUGCAACAAUAGUAGGGAUCUAAGUGUCGCUGCACAGAUAACGGACUAAAUUAAUUCAGACCUACCAGAUGCUCGAAUUGAAAAUUUUAAGUCCCGACGGGGUGGUUUUUGCAUCCAACAGAGUUCCCGAAUUGAAUUUCUCAAAUACUCCAUUGUUCAACUAUGAAUUUAACUUUUUUAAAUAACGAAAGGCAAUUAAAACCAAAAACUGUCAUCAAUCAUCUUGACAAGAUAAACGUCAAGAUCACCUGACACGGGGUGGUCAUUAAUAAUGAUUUUACAAUGCUUAUACGCGUAUUAACAUUAUUCAGUUUCUGGUUGUAUCUAAUCGGAUGUAAUGAUGUAGAUCGUAACGUAACUAAACGCAUCGUAGCUGGUUACACCGCUUUUAAAGGACAAUAUCCAUAUCAAGUCGCUAUUUUACACGCCGCCGAUGGUUUAAUAUGCGGAGGAUCGAUAAUUACUCAAAAAUGGGUUUUAUCUGCUGCACAUUGUUUCGAUCGUUAUGUGGCCGUUAACUUAUUAAUUACAACUGGUUUUCAUUUUGGGAAGAAUUAUACUAUUGACGAUGUCGUUAAACAUCCUAAAUAUCGUAAAGAUGACUUAGAAAAUGAUAUCGUUUUAGUUAAAAUUAACAGCAUUUUUCAUUUCAACGGUGCGAUCCAAGCGAUUACUUUAUCGUCUGAAGAAAUUGGGUUGAAGGAUUGUUUGGCGUUGGGUUGGAGUGGUGAUAAUGAAACGGGAGUGUUUAGGCCAAGAUUCGUGCACGUUUCGACUAUGGCUGAUAAAUACUGUAAAGAUAUUUAUAAAGAAACGAAUGUUGUGGUGACGAUUUCGAAUUUUUGCGCUUGGUAUAAAUAUCGGGGAUUAGAUUUAUCAGAAAAUGACUCUGGAAAUCCGUUAAUUUAUCAAGAUAGACAAAUAGGGAUCACAUCAAUCGUUGGGAAAUAUCGAAAACCAGUUAUUUUCACGAAAGUUAGCUUAUACAUAAAUUGGGUAAACCACACAACUAAUACUGCUAAAAUUAUUAAAAUAGAUGAUAAAAAACCUACUCAUCCAUGAAGCAUGGGUUGCAAUAAAAGUGAAGAACCCUUUUUGUUUUGGUGUUAUUCCCCCCCAUUUCAAAACAAAUCGAGUGUAAAACGUUGUGUUGAAGAGGGAACGUUUAAACUCGAUAAUGCGAUUUCAGGAUUACGUUUCAGUUAACGUGAAAACGAUUAAGAAGUAUUUUUGCUUUAAUUUAGAAACAAAUUUUUAUAUUUUAUCCUUUGAAAUUUUAUGAUGCAAGAAUAUCGCUUUUCCAAUAACGGAUAAUGAUAACAAAAUCAAAGGAAACACUUAAAACCUCUUUUAAGCUUUAAUAAAAGUUUACGUUCACUAUGUCGUAGUUAUUUUGAGUCUUUUUGGUACCCAAAUCCCCCCAGUUUACGGAUAAUGACGCCUGGAUCCGGCGCAAAGUACAACGUGUCUGGGUGAUUCUCCACGAAUAUGAAUUCGUGAGAACGAUAUUGCGCUAGUUCUCUGUGCCAAAUUGAAUUCAACGGGGUAAUGUUAGAUAUGGAGAUGGAUCGGAGCACCUUAAAACUCCAACAUUAUCAUGAAUAUAUAAAAAGACUAAAAAGAAUUAUG